This is a messenger RNA of Vollenhovia emeryi, 6861 nucleotides long. It is a transcript of the gene Ror, whose product is annotated as tyrosine-protein kinase transmembrane receptor Ror. Gene Ontology annotation, biological process: cell surface receptor protein tyrosine kinase signaling pathway; multicellular organism development; positive regulation of kinase activity. The coding region runs from base 778 to 4215 and encodes 1145 amino acids. Gene Ontology annotation, cellular component: signaling receptor complex; membrane. Gene Ontology annotation, molecular function: protein binding; transmembrane receptor protein tyrosine kinase activity; ATP binding. The transcript is spliced from 13 exons. The record is from RefSeq and is a predicted model, not a curated record. NCBI's taxonomy places the organism in Eukaryota, Metazoa, Arthropoda, Insecta, Hymenoptera, Formicidae.
UCGCCGAGGCCGGUUCUCGGUCAACGAAGUCGAGGAGCCGUCUCGUCGCGCCGGCCCCCGGACGUACAGCCGCAAUUCGUACGAUCAGCUCGAGCAAUUACGUCGCGUCGAACGCGGGGGGGACAUGUACGCCCGUUGGUAAGUGUCCGAGCGCGCGCGCGAGCGCGCGUUGCCCCCGUACGUGCGCGUCUCCGGCGACCGACGACAGCGGAGUUGUCAGCGUUGACAGUUGACGCGCGAUGUGCGGCACUUUGGCGGCGGCACCGUAACGGCUCCUCGUAGCGCGGUACCGCGCAGCAAGUUCGAGAAGGAACGGCGGCCGCCCUCUUUCGCGCGGGAAGGAGUCGCCGCGAUUCGUGCGCAAAUUCACGGCGGUUACGCUUGGCGGGUGCGACGCGCGGACACACGGACUUGCGGCACCGACGGUCGAGGGCGAACGGAUAUCGCCGCGGACUUGGAUACCACGUGAGUUUUGACCCCCUUCGAUCCGCUCGUGCGAGAAACGCGCGCGCGUGGAUGCCGAAACGUCGCGGUCAGUUACGCCGAGCGGCGGCGGCGGCGGCGGCGCGCGCGCAUGCUCCAUCUUGAAAAUUUGAAAUUUGCACAGGCUGCGAGUCGCGUCGGCGGACGGGAACGCGCGCGUCUCCGGGCAUCCCGGGUCUGCUUUCCUCGAGUAUGCGCGACGCUCGGCGGGAUCCUCGCGCUUCCCCGUGUACGUGCGCGUCUAACAAUUGACUUGAGUGCGUUGUCUCGUGUGUUUCGCCGUGGGACGACAUCAUGGCACGCAGGGAUCACCGCCAGUUAUGCACGCUGUUCCUCCUCCUCCUCGUCGCGGACAUCUUGAAAGGUGGAAAUGGCGAUGUCGAGGAUUCGGAUACCGACGUGCAGGACUACAGCACGGACGAGGACUACAACGAUGUUUUUGACUCGACAACUAACGGAACCGACGUGGACGCUGCAUCCGGCACGAAAAGUGGCACUUUAAAAUUCGUAAGAACUCUGACAAACAUCUCGAAGGAUGCCGGCGGCAUUGCUCAUAUGCGAUGCGAAGUCGUGGGCGAUCCACCUCCGACAAAGAUACGAUGGUAUAAGAAUGAAGCGCCGUUAGAAGAGAACCGGCCGAAAAUCACCAUUAGGAAAAUACACGCGCAAAUGCACGAGCACGCGGCGAAGAACUUGGCAGGAAGUCGAUUAAAAAUCACAAAUUUGGACGUUUCGGAUAUUGGUUUUUAUACUUGUCGCGUCACCAACGGGAAGGAUCAAAUCCAGAGCGAAGGAACCCUGCGAGUUGAUUCGUCAAAGAAAUGGCCAGCCCCGAUGCAUCCGGAACACCCUAUGGGACAGCCGUCGGGCGACAAAUUCUCCACGGGAAUGUCCGCGCCGGGCUUCAUCGACGGCAUGGGACAUGGAGACAUGUUGGACCUCUCCGGGCAUGGGAUGUCUACGCCUCACAUCUCUCACUUGGCGUCCGCGAACCCGUUCAACAUACUUUCGCCGAGUCCACAGCCAACCAGCUCACAGUCCAGCACUAUGGAUUUCAAUACAAUCAGCGGCCUUACUAAUGGCAAUAUACAAUUCCCUCCUAAUAUGAAUUUCGACGAGAUGUCGAGCAUAAGUUCAGUUUCAGGCAGAAAGGACAAUCAUAAAGGAACCUGCGAGGUGUAUGUAGGAAAAACCUGUGCACAGUUUGUAGGAAACCAGUCGGUUUAUAUUAUAUAUCCCAUGACACAGAAAAUGCUCGAGGAGAAAUUAAUGAAGGCCUUUCAAGUUAUCAAUUUUUCAAACGAGCUCUCGUCGAAUUGCGAAGGGUAUGCGAAGCCGUCUCUUUGCUAUUCCGCCUUUCCGAUAUGCCGCGACCCAUCCAACGCUCAGAAGCCGAAGAACGCGGAGGCGAGCACGCAGCUCUUCAACCUCCUGAAUUCCAAGCAAGACGAUUUCUUAGACGACGGAGACCGCGACGACGCGGACGAUAUCUCGCGGCUGCACAGCGUUCCCAAACGCAGUCCUACCUUGGGCCCAGUUUUCGACUUCAUGCCCAACGAGGACGGCAAGUCGAGCAACAAGAAGAUAAUUAACCAGAGUUACGGCGACACGCGGGCGUCCAGCAGAAGCGAGAUUAAUCGAAAAUUACGAAGGAUAUGCCGCGAGGAGUGCGAAAUGCUGGAGAACGAGUUGUGCAGGAAGGAAUACGCGAUAGCGAAGAGGCAUCCGUUGAUCGGGCAUCAAGUGCCUUUGGUCGAAUGUUCUGACUUGCCACUGGACGGGACAACUGAGGCUCGUGACUGCUUAACGCUGGGACUGUCCGUGGCGAACAACGUGCAAGAAAAUGAUUACUGCUAUUGGGGUAGUGGGAAAUCCUAUCGAGGGACUGUGAAAACGAGCGUAAGCGGAAGGCCGUGUUUACGGUGGUCGGAUCACUUCAAUCUACCGAUUUCUGAUUAUCCCGAGUUAGCUGGACGUCAUUCUUAUUGCCGGAAUCCCGGGGGCAAGGAAAUUCAACCAUGGUGUUACGUCGAUGUCAAUAACAGAAUGCAAAAAGAAUUUUGCAAUAUACCUAAAUGUGUUGAGAAUUUAUGGAUUUACGCGGUCGUUGGUUUUGUACUAACGGGAGGAUUUGUUAUUAUAUUAAUUUGUUAUUGCUGCUGCUACAGAAGUAGAAAAUCCAGAAGGCAAAUGAAUCAUUUACCAUCCAAUAAGAUGUUAACUAGUAUCCAGUGUGAUAAGAACAUAUACGAUGGAAGGAGGAGCACGACACAACCCAUGGAAAUGAGUUCUCUCUUGGCGGGGCCUGGUAACACGACACCGGGCACUGGUACCUUAAGCAGCGGCAGUAGUAGAACUUCUAAUAACAGGAUACCGCAAUUUACCACAAAUAAUAUCAUGCUCCUGCAAGAACUCGGCGAAGGUGCUUUUGGUAAAGUUUACAAGGGCGAAUUGCAGACCGGAAAUAAGUGUGAGCCACCUAUUUACGUAGCGGUAAAAACACUCAAGGAAAAUGCGACUCCCAAGACUCAGAGCGAUUUUAAAAGAGAAGUCGAAUUAAUGACGGAUCUACGACACCCGAAUAUCAUUUGCUUGCUCGGUGUGAUACUGAAAGGGGAACCAAUGUGUAUGCUCUUCGAAUACAUGACUCAGGGAGACCUGCACGAAUUUCUAAUCUGUCACUCCCCGAGGUCGGAUGUUCCGUUAAAUAACAGUGGCGGAAAAAUUCUGGAGCAGCCGGAGUUUUUGCACAUUGCUUUACAAAUUGCUUCCGGUAUGGAAUAUUUGGCUAGCCAUCAUUACGUCCAUCGCGAUUUAGCAGCGAGAAAUUGCCUAGUAGGCGAUAAUCUAACAGUCAAAAUCUCAGACUUCGGUCUGUCGCGAGAUAUAUACAGCAGCGACUAUUACAGAGUACAAUCUAAGAGUCUACUUCCUGUUCGAUGGAUGCCACCCGAGUCGAUUCUUUAUGGUAAAUUUACCACAGAGUCGGACGUAUGGAGCUUCGGAGUUGUACUCUGGGAAAUCUACAGCUACGGUUUGCAGCCAUAUUACGGAUACAACAAUCAGGAAGUUAUAGACAUGAUUCGUUCGCGGCAACUAUUGCCGUGCCCCGAAGACUGCCCGACGAUGAUUUACAGUCUGAUGAUCGAGUGCUGGCACGAGGUGGCGAAUCGUAGACCGCAGUUCCCGGAAAUCCACCACCGGCUGCACAAUUGGUACAUAAAUCAAACCUACUUGAGCGACUUCUGCAACGAGUCCAUCACCAGUUAUUCCGGCAGCAGUCACAAGAGCACGAACAAGACCAAUUCGACGCAACUGUCGGCGCCGAUAUAUAAGAGCGAUCAGAAAACAGGCACGGAGUCGGUGAUAUGUAAUCUUAACGAUCACAAUAACGCGAUAAAAAUGCUACCACCGACAAGUACUUUCCCGAAUUCUAAUUGCAUAGAGCAAAGACCAAAUUGCUUCAACUCGGAGCACGGGACGCCGAUGAAAACCAAUUACCAGAAUCCCGUUACGAACGUCAAUCUGAACGAUAUCUACGACGACAAGCAGUGUUGUUCGCCCAAGUUGAGCGGCGCGAAGAAGGUUUUACCUGCGGUAAUACCUCAGGCGGGUGUGCCCAAGUCGAGCGUGCCCAGCAACGGCCCGAGACCGAUGCAGAACGGCGCGCAGUUGGUAGUCAGGUUACCGGAUCCCAGUAAAGUCACGACCGAAACGAGGGUAUCGAAGUGAACGACUUCAUUCGCGAAUACGAAUGAUUUAUCGUCGAUCAAACGAAAUACAGCUUUUGAUCUCUAACGGGAGCAUUAGCUCCUUGCCACUCACAUUCUCAACACCAAGGAUUUGCAAUUCGGCAAUCGUAUAAGUUGCCAUCGAAACGGGCACUGGUGUCAGUUUUUUUAUCGAAAAAAAGGAGCCGUCACGAAUGCAUACGUUCUUUGUAUAUUUAUCGUGAUGAUUUGUCAGUAUCGACAAAAACGUAAGUUUAUACUAUUGGAUACCUACUUUUUUUUUAUAGUAUUAAACGAACAAAUCCAGAGAGCUGCUAUAAUAAUUAAUCAUUGCCAUAUACAUACAUUUAUUUAUUUUUACAAAUAUAUACAUAUUUUAUAUUGCCUUUUAUUUCGGAUAUCGUAUAUAAUGUUUCCUAGCAAUCUAUUGGAUGAUUAUUUUGGAUGGUAUCGAACAAACAAGGUAGAUACAGAGAGUAGCUACAAUACUUAAUCACUGCCAUAUAUAUAUGCAUUUAUUUAUUGUUAUAAAUAUAUACGUAUUUUAUAAUAUAUAAUAUUACCAUUUAUUUUGGAUGGUAUACACAUAUACGUACAGUACCGUUCAUAAUUAUUCAAGCGACAGAUAUUUGAUACUUUAUUCUGAUGGCCCACACUGUUGCUAGCACGGAUAACAUUAAAUUAGAAUAAAUAACUAUUUUUAUAGUUAUAUUUUUAUAUUGGUUGUAAUUUGUGUAUGUACCCCCCUCCCCCAACUUAAAUUAUUGCGAUAAUGUUCACCGAACUAUCUUCAAUUAUCCUAUAUCCCUCGAUAUAUUAUUUUAUUUAUUAAAAUCCACGUUUCCUAUAAACAAAAAGGACACGUGAAAUAAAUUACUACAAAAGGCGUGAAAUAAAAUAUCAGCAGAAACAGUGAUUACAUUAAUUCAACGAAUGCAGUCGUUUGAAUAAUCAUGAGCGGUACUGUAUAUAUCUGUAACGUUUUUACACUAAUUUAAUACAAUCUAGUUUAAUACGUACAUACGUGGGACAUAGAACCGGAUGUCGUGCUCUAACGAUUCCAUUUGUGACUAUAAUAGUGUAACACAAUAGGAGGAAAUUUUUAAGACGUGCUCUUUUAUUUUUACGAAAAAAUAUCCAUCGAGACACACUAGCGAAUGUAUGUAUGUAUAAUUUAUACGUUUUUUCGUAAGAUACAUGAUAUGAGCGAGAAAUGAUUCUAUUUCAUAAAGAAGAAAAAUGAAUUUUCUCUUACAGAACACAAUAUCAACGAAUGUUGAUAUAUUAAAACGAGUGUUUAAUCAUGUGCAUGCUCUGUCCAAAGAGUAUAAUAUUGUAUGGAAUAUAUUGUUAUGCUCUAUAUAAGGCAUACCUCUUAUGAAUCACGUUUUCAAAUAAUCUUUACAGAACUGUUCAAAAAGAUUCGUAUAUGCGGGCAAUCGGAUAUAUAUUGUAAUAAGCGAAAGUGAGAGAAAAAAAAAAGAAAGGAAGAGCGACAUAGAGGAAAGGUGUGUAUGGGUGCGUGCGUGCAUGUGUGUAUUUUGUGAAUAUAUAUUGAGAUGUUUUCUAAAAAGCAAUUUUUAUAAUCAUCAUAUCGUAUGCCAAAACCCGGAUAGCGAAUAUUGAUUGUUAAUAAAAAGGUAUUCAACUUGUACAUUUUUAUAAUAAUCGCAUAUAUAUCUUUUAUCUGUAAAUCUUUGAGGUCGCUCUUUUAGAAAUGUUAUUUAUUCCUGCAAUUGUGCUACAUAAAUUGAUCGGCAUAUGUUCUAUAUUUGAUAAAGAAGUAAAGAACUAAUAUAUGUAAUGAAACAUAUAAGAAUGAAUUUAUUUACUAUAAUGUUUGUAGCUUCUUUAUGUCAAGCACGCAUUGUCAAUAAUGUUUACAGGUACUUAAUAUCAACGUAUUUGUAUCAACGCUGACGAGAGAGAUAAUUUACGCAAAAUUCUUUUAAUGCUUGCUAUUCUUUCAGGCACACACUUUUAAUAUCCUUUGACCUCAAAGACGCAAACGACUGAGAUUUGAUACCCACGUACACUCAGCAAUGUUAAAUGGAAAAUUUUAUCGGCGUUUAUGUAUAAAUUAUAUGUUACUCGUAUAUGGGGCGUAUAAUAUACAUUCUAACAGGCGCUAAAGCAUUGCCGCUCGAUUUGACACUGGAUCGAGCGACAUCCGAUGAUGAACUUUGUGAAAUGAAUGCCCACUUUAAACCGAGAUAGCAAAUGUUAGCGCAGAGCGAUUAGAGAGUGAAAACGUAGAAUUAAAGCACUCAAAGAGGAAGACUGUAUUAUACUUUUUAUAAUUUUGUAUUAAUGAAACAGAAACAUUAAGAGCGUGUUCCGUUCGUUGGAGAAAAAGAAAAGAAGAGAGACUGGACUUAACGACAUCGUCCGGUGGUCUUGACUCCCACGUCCGUUAACUGGACAAUGAUCGGAGAGUGCGCGAAAGUGCUAUUGAGUUAAAUAAGACUUCUAGAACUGACGAACCUCCGAAUCGAAAUUUAUAUCGACUGUAAUCCCGACCGUCUCGAAGGUUUGUCAUGGAUAACUUAGACUUAAGUUAAUUUAUGUAAACUUCAGCGAAGGAUUAUACACAUUUAAGACCUUUAUAUAUUCAGUCAAAUAUAAUAUACAAUUCAUGUUUUUCGUA